GAUGAAACCACCAUCAACAACAUCGCCCCCUUGUUUGCGUCUGUGGUGGCAUCCUCCAGCCAAUCGGGGAGGGAUUCACCUCCUCGACGCCGUGCAAGACGAUCUACUUCACAGCGGCAACGACCUUUGGACUCUCGCCGGUCGGGAGGUCGUCGUUCACGGGGUAAUGGCGGAGAAGACAGUGACGCUUCCAAAAACAUGCUAGAGAGCAGUGAUGACGAGGAGAAGAAUCAGAAUAGCAGCAGCGACGACGAUGAGGAUCAUUUGGAUUUGGAUGCAUUGGCAAAUUCUCCGGUGGGAGGACGAGACAAUCGAGAGCAAGAGUGUGCUUCUCCAGAGUUGGUCAUCAAAUAG
Molecule: messenger RNA, 354 nt
Organism: Seminavis robusta
Lineage: Eukaryota; Bacillariophyta; Bacillariophyceae; Naviculales; Naviculaceae
Source: the annotation of a GenBank genome assembly